This is a messenger RNA of Macrobrachium nipponense, 597 nucleotides long. RefSeq lists its product as uncharacterized. Lineage: Eukaryota; Metazoa; Arthropoda; Malacostraca; Decapoda; Palaemonidae. Bases 1 to 597 code for a protein of 198 amino acids. The record is from RefSeq and is a predicted model, not a curated record. The transcript has a single exon.
AUGCGAGCACCCCAUGAAGCUUCUGACAUGGAUUUGGAGGAUGACAUUCAAGUGGCAGUGGCAUGUGCAACUGUUGCCACCUUGGAACCGGACAUCAUCAUGUUGGAUGAAGACUGCGUCAGGAGCACCACAUCUAACGACCCAGUGUAUCAGCUCUUGCUUGCUAGGGUUGCAGCGGGCGAUUGGCCCCAACAGAAGUCACAAGAAAUCUCCUGCCUUCGUCCCUUCUUCGGCGUUCGGGAUAGGCUAGCCAUCAACCAGGAUCUGGUGACAUACUCGGUGGACCAAGGAUGCAUACAUUUGGUUAUCCCUGAAGAUUUACGCCGUCAGGUAGCCGCUAACCUAUACGCAGGACACCAAGGCCUUGACUCUAUGCUUAGGAGGGCCAGGCAGUCAGUCUACUGGCUGGGAAUAGAAGGAGACCUUCAGCAUCGCCGUGCCCAAUGCACCUCAUGUGAUGAACACGCCCCUUCACUGCCUCCUGAAGAAAUGAUACACACGCCACCAGCAGAACACCCCUUCCAGCAAGUCGUCGCAGAUAUGUUCCAAAUAGAGGGCAAUGUAUACGUGAUAUAUGCAGACGGAAUAACCAGUUAG